Molecule: messenger RNA, 3605 nt
Organism: Larimichthys crocea (large yellow croaker)
Lineage: Eukaryota; Metazoa; Chordata; Actinopteri; Sciaenidae
Product: E3 ubiquitin-protein ligase ZFP91
Exons: 11
Coding region: 491-2389 (632 amino acids)
Biological process (GO): regulation of transcription by RNA polymerase II
Cellular component (GO): nucleus
Molecular function (GO): transcription coregulator activity
Source: RefSeq, a predicted model, not a curated record
CAUUAAUUGAAGUAUUUAAUAUUUUUCGACUGGUUAUGUGCAAAGAGGCUAAAACAUUAAUAUUUAUUUAACAAAGUCAUUCGUAAAAAACUACAUUUCCGAUAAGCCCCCGUGUUAAUUAGUAUGGAAGCCUGCGAGUCCAAACAUAAUGCGCUGGCGUAUCCGCGCUGACCACUACUGCUGCUCUUAAAGGAGACGCAUCCCAAACAGGCCUAGUCUCUGCCAAAGAAAUAUGAGGUUUGCUAUAGCUUUAAGAAGUAAAUAGUGCUGAAUGUUUGUUAAAUUAUAUUCAUCAUGCAACGCAACUUUACUUUAUUAAUAAGGUAGUUAAUUAAAUGCGUGUGUGGUGACUGAAAACUUACUGUUGACCGAGCUAACAAAACUUGGUCCCACCAGGGCCUUGUGCGUUACGUUGUUCCUGAAUUUCUAUGUUCAUAACUGAGACAUAACAACAGUGUGUAAGUUGCCAUCAUAGUUAAAUAAAAGCGGCAUGGACUCGGAGGAGGACGAGCUUUCAAACACUGAGACAACCGGAGACACAGCGGAGGCCGCGAAGACAUCCCCGGCCUCGACUGAACGGUCAAGCGGGAGAAGAGGAAGCAAGAGGCGCAUGAAAACCGCAGUGAUCUCCGCUGACUCUCGUGGUUCUGUUCGUGUUUUGCGGUCCAGAGGAGCUGCAGCUGGCAGAGCUAGUGAGUCCAAGGAUGAUGCGUGCAAGAAAAAACCCACAAUUGUGCAGCGUGGACGCGGGAGACCUGCGGGAUCACGGUCCAAAAACACACCGGCCGUGCAACCAGUGAUAAAGAAGCCUACAGCCAAAAAAGCAUCCAGACACGCUCUCGAACCAAAGCCGUCCAAAUCCACGAAGGACAAAGCGAGACCUCCGACCCGAGCCUCGCGCACCAAACCACCUCCAACGGCAUGCAAGCCUGAAGCAGAGAUGGAGGCUUCGUCCUGUGGAGAGGAAGCGGGUGCUGUCAAAGGAAGCGAUGACAACGUUGCAGAUUCAGACGCUGCUCUCGACGAGGACCCUCCGUUCAGAGAUGACCCAAAUGACCUCAUCUAUGAACCCGAGACAAAGACGGAAAAAUCAAGGCGGCGGACAACAAUACCCCAAAAAGAGGUGAAGAAAGAGGAGUCAGAAAAGGAAGACGAAGAAAACGACGUUAACAAAGAGCGGCCGAGGGUCAAUAUUGUGUUUCACAGGAGACGUAAAAAAGAUGACAAAGCCCCUCGGCUGCCGAAACGGAGGAAAAAGCCUCCAGUGCAGUACGUCCGCUGUGAAAUGGAGGGCUGUGGUACUGUCUUGGCACACCCACGCUACCUACAGCACCAUAUAAAAUACCAGCACUUGCUAAAGAAGAAGUACGUGUGCGAUCACCCCUCGUGUGGGCGCUUGUUUCGUCUGCAGAAGCAGUUGUUGCGCCACGCUAAACACCACACAGAUCAAAGAGACUACAUCUGCGAGUACUGCGCCCGAGCCUUCAAAAGUUCUCAUAACCUGGCAGUGCACAGGAUGAUUCACACUGGAGAGAAGCCAAUACAGUGUGAGAUCUGCGGCUUCACCUGCCGUCAAAAAGCCUCCUUAAACUGGCACAUGAAGAAACACGACGCCGAGGCUUCCUACCAGUUUUCUUGCUCCAUUUGUAGCAAAAAGUUUGAGAAAAAGGACUCUGUUGUUGCCCACAAGGCCAAGAGCCACCCUGAGGUGCUCAUAGCUGAAGCCCUAGCAGCUAAUGGAGGGGCAGUGAUAAGCAGUCCCACCCAGACCCCAGAGACUGUCCCAGUGCUCACUCAGCCUGACCAGCCCACUGUCAGUCAGGAGAGCCAGGAAGCGGUGAGUGGUGCGCUCACUCCGCUGCAGCAGGUGGUGCUCCCACUCACUCCACAGACACAGAUUGGUACAUCUCAGGCUCAGUUCCUCCAGCUGUCCACUCCUCAUGUGGUGCAGGUAGCGCAUCAGCAGCAAACCCCCACCUUGCUCCACCUCACCACUGCUGCUCCUGCUCUCCUUUCCAACCCCAGCCCACACGGCCAGCUCAUCCAGCUCUCUGCCCUUACUCCCACUGUCCCGUCCAUGUCCACCGCAGAUCCCCAGAGCACCCUUCUCACCCUGAGCUCCGUCACCACGCUGGCCCCCGCAGCCUCGCUGGCUCCUCAGCAGGCUGUGCAGUGGGGCAGGGGGGCCCCAGAGGAGACGCAGCUGCCUGGGGAGGGCGAGCUGUGGGACAGGGUGGUGGUGGGUGGCGUUCAUCAGGACGUAGGGGAAAUGAUGUGGGAGGGUAGCGGGGAGAGGAGGAAAGAAGACGAGGGGAUUGUUUGGGAGAGGGAAGGAGAGAGACAGAUACUGUUACAGUGUGCCGAGGUUCACAGAGAUGGUUUGAUCUAGAGAGGUGAAAACAAAAGACUGAAGGACCUGUCAAAAGUUCAUAAGCUGACUUUAUAAAUAUUUGAAAUAAUAGACUUUAUGAAUUUAACGCAUUAGUCAUAAAACAAGGCUACAGAGAGCUACUUCACAUCAGGUAGAACAAUUUAUAAUAUAACAGAUUACAUUCACGUCUUUUACCACUUAAUGAAUAUUUUGUAACUUUCUGGUUUUGUUGCGCCUUGUGUUUGUAUAUAUGUGUUUUUAAUUUUAGAUUAAAAAGACAAAACAUAUUGUACGAGAAAGUCAAAAAUGACUUAUGUCUCCAUAGCAACUCAUCAUGUUGUUUAUAUAUGCAUCUUUUUAGGAUGAGUGUCGUUGUCAUAAUUAGGUUUAACUGUAGAAGCUUCAAAGUACUUGAAAGUUACGGAGGAAAUGCACUGUGAGCAUCAACUACAACCAAAUGAGGUUCUUUGCGUUAAAGAAUGUUGAGGUAAUCUUUUCUUUUUGUUUUGUUUUGUUCAAAUCUAUAUAGUUUUGUUUUCAGUGAAGACUCUGGAAGUUUUCAUGCAGCAGACAGUCUGACUUGUCAUCAUGGGAAAGGCACAAGAGUUACUAAUAACAUUAGUAAGUUCACCAGUAAAUUCAGACGUUGUGACACAGCAGGACCCUUGUUUGCUUCUGCGACAUGUCUGUGGUCCAUCUUCGUUUGAUUAUAUUCACUUUUCAGGAUCUCAGUAGUGUCACUUCCCUCAUCUGAUUCUUUUAAUAUUUUUUCACAGUUGAAGGUGGAGUCAUUGAUUCUGACUCUGGACAAAGAUUAUUUACAUCUGAGCCAUGGACAUCAGCCAAAUGUUGUGGAGUUCAGCACGUUAGCACGUGCCAGAUUUACCGUCAGUGGCCCCUUCCCCCUAUCAUGUGCACAGGCACGAAUAGAUUAUUAUCGAUUGACCGGUAUAGUGUUCGGUGUGUGCUCGUGUGCGUGCACAGCUAGCAGACCAUGAAGAGAGACAGUCGUUGAAUUUGAUGAAAGGUGUAUUGGAUUAGAAUCACUGACCGCGCCGGCAGGCAGCAGUAUUAUCGUAAACAUAGUUUUUGCCAGCAGUUUUAUUUUGAAGCAAUCUUAUAAUAAAAUAUACCUCUGUACACUGCCAUUACUACUGAGCACUCAUAAUGUCACAAUCUGAAUUUAUCAGAAAAUGUAUUCAGAAUAAUUAUAAUAAACAACUUGUGUUCUGAA